Messenger RNA from Lachancea sp. 'fantastica', 1425 nucleotides. NCBI's taxonomy places the organism in Eukaryota, Fungi, Ascomycota, Saccharomycetes, Saccharomycetales, Saccharomycetaceae. The record is from the annotation of a GenBank genome assembly.
AUGUCCAUUUUGGCAUCAUCUAGAAACACUAUAGCACGCGGGUUGCUGCAGAAGCCUUUGUCGGCUACUGUUACUGGUUUGAGCGCUGCGCGCUACUACAGCAAUGGCGAAAAGACGUUGAAAGAGCGUUUCGCUGAAAUUUUCCCAGCCAAGGCUGAGGAAAUCAAACAACUUCGCAAGGAACACGGCAAAACGGUGAUUGGCGAAGUACUACUGGAGCAAGCGUACGGUGGUAUGCGUGGUAUCAAGGGUCUGGUGUGGGAAGGCUCAGUACUGGACCCAGAAGAAGGUAUUCGUUUCAGAAACCGUACCAUUCCAGACAUUCAAAAAGAGCUUCCAAAGGGAGAUGGUGGUUCCGAGCCGCUUCCAGAGGCUCUUUUCUGGCUACUGCUGACAGGUGAAGCCCCAACUGAAUCACAAGUCAAGGCUCUUUCAGCUGACUUGGCCUCGAGAUCAGAGCUUCCAGAACACGUGUCCCAACUUUUGGACUCGUUGCCCAAGGAUCUACAUCCAAUGGCCCAAUUCUCGAUCGCCGUGACUGCUUUGGAGAGCGAAUCCAAGUUUGCCAAGGCGUAUGCCCAAGGUGUUUCCAAGAAGGACUACUGGAACUACACCUUUGAGGACUCUCUGGACUUGAUUGGUAAGUUGCCAGUCAUCGCCUCAAAAAUUUACCGUAAUGUCUUCAAGGACGGCAAGCUACCAAGUGUCGACCCUAACGCCGAUUUUGGUAAGAACCUGGCACAGCUUCUAGGUUUCCAAAACGAAGAGUUUGUCGAGCUUAUGAGACUGUACCUAACCAUCCACGCCGACCACGAAGGUGGUAACGUUUCUGCCCACACGACUCAUUUGGUGGGUUCGGCCUUGUCUUCGCCAUACCUGUCAUUCUCUGCUGGUUUGGGCGGUCUCGCUGGCCCAUUGCAUGGUCGCGCCAAUCAAGAAGUUUUGGAAUGGCUGUUCAAGCUCAGAGAAGAGGUCAAGGGAGAUUACUCCAAGGCCACAAUUGAGAAAUAUCUAUGGGAUACCUUGAACACGGGUAGAGUUGUUCCUGGAUAUGGUCACGCCGUCUUGCGUAAGACCGAUCCUCGUUACACAGCUCAGCGUGAAUUCGCUCUAAGACAUUUCCCAGACUACGACCUAUUUAAGCUUGUCUCCACCAUUUACGAAGUUGCUCCUGAAGUCUUGAGCAAGCACGGUAAGACCAAGAACCCAUGGCCAAAUGUGGACUCGCACUCUGGUAUUCUGUUGCAGUAUUACGGAUUGACUGAGGCUUCCUUCUACACUGUGUUGUUUGGUGUGUCGAGAGCAUUGGGUGUUCUCGCUCAAUUGAUCAUAGAUAGGGCCGUUGGUCAGCCCAUUGAGAGACCUAAGUCGUUCUCUACCGAGAAAUACAUUCAACUUGUCAACGCUAUCAACGCCAAGAAAUAA